This is a messenger RNA of Zygosaccharomyces rouxii, 945 nucleotides long. RefSeq names its product Mia40p (gene MIA40). Gene Ontology annotation, molecular function: protein-disulfide reductase activity. The transcript has a single exon. Bases 1 to 945 code for a protein of 314 amino acids. The record is from RefSeq and is a predicted model, not a curated record. Gene Ontology annotation, biological process: protein import into mitochondrial intermembrane space. Gene Ontology annotation, cellular component: mitochondrial intermembrane space. Lineage: Eukaryota; Fungi; Ascomycota; Saccharomycetes; Saccharomycetales; Saccharomycetaceae.
AUGUUUCGUUCAAUCGUUUCUAGAGGUUUAACUUACAGAGCUGUGCCGCUAGCUCGUGCCUCCCGUGGACCUUUGAAGCGCUAUGCCUCGAGCUCGAGUCGUAAUUUAAAUGGUGGUAAUAAAUUCAGUGCAAUUUCUUUGGGGGCACUAGUCACUCUAGGAUCCAUUCUCUUCGUAUCUCCCUACAGUUUGAAAUCUAUUCUACCGGAGAAGAGUGCAAACAUUCAGGAACCUGAACAACCAGCUGCAGAGGAACAAGCAGCUGAACCGGCACAAGCAGCUGAACCUGAGCAGCCUGCUGCGGAGGAACAGCCUGCAGCAGAAGAACAGCCUGCAGCAGAAGAACAGCCUGCAGCAGAAGAACAGCCUUCUGAACCAGAACAACCUGCAGAACCAGAACAAUCCGCUACAGAAGAACAGCCUGCUGCAGAAGAAAAACCUGCAGAACCUGAACAGCCUGCUGCGGAAGAAAAACAUGAAGAUGCUUCAGAAAAACAUCAAGAUGCCUCAGAGCCACAACCUGCUCCUGAAGAAGAUUCAAAUGAGUCCGAACAAGAUGAAAAAGCAACCGCUUAUAAUCCAGAUACCGGUGAGAUCAAUUGGGAUUGUCCAUGUUUAGGCGGUAUGGCUCACGGUCCAUGUGGUGAAGAAUUCAAAGCUGCCUUCUCCUGUUUCGUUUACUCUGAAGCUGAGCCUAAAGGUAUUGACUGCAUAGAAAAAUUCCAAAACAUGCAAGAAUGCUUUAGAAAACAUCCCGAACAUUACGCUGAGCAAUUGAAAGAUGAAGAAGAAGCUAUUGCCGCUCAAGAAUCUGUAGAAGCCGAAGUUGCAGUUGUUGACGCUCCUGAACAACCUCAAUCUCAACCUCAAAAGGAACAACAGCAAGAACAACAACCAGAACAACCAAAGGAAGAGGAUUCAAAAUCUUCUGAAUCUAGUGACUGA